CGACUGAACACACUGAACAAGUGCGCCUCAAUGAAACUCGAUGUGAACUUCCAAAGAAAAAAGAGUGAAGAUUCAGAUGAAGAAGACCUCUGUGCUAUCAGUAAUAAAUGGACUUUCCAAAGAACCAGCAGACGAUGGUCUCGGGUGGACGACAUUGAUGCUUUGCUUCAUCGAUCAGACAGACAUGGAUCUUCUGGGGACAUUAAAAUGAAAAAUACAACAAGCAGCGAGAGUGUCCUUACAGAUCUGAGUGAACCUGAGGUCUCAUCUAUUCACAGCGAGAGCAGUGGGGGAAGUGACAACAGGAGUCAAUCCGGCAUCAGCAGCGCUGCCAGGGAGACCUGCGACUGCUCUGGCCAGCAUGAUGUAGAAAGCACGCUGCUGCAAGACUCCACUGCCAUAAACACCGCCCUGUUCCCCAAGGACAACCUGAAGAAUGAGAAACCAACACGAACCAAAGCAAAAACCUUUCUAAAACGCAUGGAGACACUAAAAGCAAAAGGUGUGCAUGGAAAACUAAAAGGCUCGGGAAGAACGGGUCUUUUAGAGAUAAGUGGACCUGUUCUCCAGUAUGAGCCGAAAUCCUUGAAAGACAUGCACUGUGUACAAAUAGUCAAUGGCGAUCUCCAAAACUUAGGCCAAGAUUCAGUCAAAAGGGGACUUUCCUUUUCUGCCAAAUCCAGCAGUGACAGCAGUCAGUCCGAAAACAGCAGCAGUGGGGUGAGCACACCGUGUUUGAAGGAACGCAAAUGCCAUGAAGCAAACAAGAGAGGCGGGAUGUACCUGGAGGACCUGGAUGUUCUGGCAGGAACGGCCUUACGGCAAGUGGCGGACCAAAAUCGCAAAAAUGAAUUUCAUUCCCAAGAGAACUUGGUUGUGCAUAUUCCCAAGGAUCAUAAACCGGGGACCUUCCCAAAGGCACUUUCUAUCGAAAGCCUCUCACCUACAGACCACAGUAACAGUGUAAACUGGAGGACAGGCAGCAUCUCGUUGGGAAAGCAGAACUGCUCUACUCCAAAAGAGUCCGGAUUGAUGGCUUGCUGUCCUAAAGAGAGCAGAAUUAGUAUUUAUGACAAUGUGCCAGGUUCCCACUUGUACGCUAGUACUGGGGACCUCCUGGACUUAGAGAAAGAUGUCCUUUUUCCUCAUUUAGAUGACAUUUUGCAACAUGUCAAUGGACUCCAGGAGGUGGUAGAUGGCUGGUCAAAGAAUGUGUUGCCAGGUCUGCCAGUUGAUGAUGUGUCGGCCAGGGAAUCUCCAUCCUUGCCUUUCCAGUCACCCACACAGAUCACACUUGAUUUUGAAGGAAACUCUGUUUCUGAUGGCCGGACCACACCGAGUGACAUGGAUAGAGAUGGAACGUCCCUGAACGAAUCUGAAGCCACUGGUGUUAGGGACAGGAGAGACUCUGGGGUGGGAGCAUCGCUCACAAGGCCAAGCAGGCGAUUACGAUGGCAUAGUUUCCAAAUCUCCCAUCGCCUGAGCCACUCCAUUGCAUCACUUCACAUCAGCAAUCAGUCAGCAGCCCAACUGAAUCUACUGCAAAAAUUCUCUCUGCUUCGUCUUACUGCCAUCAUGGAGAAGUACUCCAUGUCAAACAAACAUGGCUGGACCUGGUCUGUGCCAAAGUUCAUGAAGAGGAUGAAAGUCCCUGACUACAAGGACAAGAACGUCUUUGGUGUGCCUCUGAUAGUUAACGUCCAGAGAACAGGACAGCCUCUUCCCCAGAGCAUACAGCAAGCGCUACGCUACUUACGGAGCAACUGUCUAGAUCAGGUAUAA
Fulmarus glacialis (Northern fulmar) is the source of this 1782-nucleotide messenger RNA. RefSeq names its product StAR-related lipid transfer (START) domain containing 13 (gene STARD13). Gene Ontology annotation, molecular function: GTPase activator activity. The transcript is spliced from 4 exons. Lineage: Eukaryota; Metazoa; Chordata; Aves; Procellariiformes; Procellariidae. Bases 31 to 1782 code for a protein of 583 amino acids. The record is from RefSeq and is a predicted model, not a curated record. Gene Ontology annotation, biological process: regulation of Rho protein signal transduction; actin cytoskeleton organization.